Papaver somniferum (opium poppy) is the source of this 1619-nucleotide messenger RNA. RefSeq names its product 26S proteasome non-ATPase regulatory subunit 10-like. The record is from RefSeq and is a predicted model, not a curated record. The coding region runs from base 40 to 1407 and encodes 455 amino acids. The transcript is spliced from 12 exons. Gene Ontology annotation, molecular function: protein binding. NCBI's taxonomy places the organism in Eukaryota, Viridiplantae, Streptophyta, Magnoliopsida, Ranunculales, Papaveraceae.
CCUCUGCUUAAUCAUCAUCUUCUUCUCUCACCAGUCACCAUGGAUCCUCCUGUUACAGCUGCAACUUCUAUCUUUCUCGAGGCUGCUUAUGAUGGCACACUCAGACGAUUCAAAAGAUGUGCAGCUGACCUAGGCCAUUUACUUAGAGAUGGGAUACCAGCAAUAUUGGAGAAUGCUAAAGACGAUGAUGGUAGACGUGCUAUUCAUCAUGUGGCUGCUGGAGGGAAUGUUCAAGUUCUUAAGUACUUGAUUGAGGAAAUCAAACUUGAUAUUGAGGUCGAGGAUAAUUCAGGUGAAACUCUCCUAAACUGGGCAACUAUAGAAGGGCGCUUGGCUGCUGUGGAAUAUCUUCUUCAAAUGGGUGCCAAUCCUGAAGUACCAAAUGAUUUAGAUUGUAGUCCUUUGCAUCAUGCCGCUAUGAGAGGGCAUACAGAAAUCAUACCCUUGUUACUUUCAAAAGGUAUAAAUGUGGAUGUUACGAAUGAACUUGGCUCACCGCUACAAUAUGCUGCUGCCCAUGGCUACCACGAUGUUGUUAAAGUUCUUCUGGAUCAUGGUGCCAAUCCAAAUUCGCUCUUCCAUGAUGCAUUGACUCCACUUCAUUCAUCUAUCCAUUCACAAUCUUUGCAAUGCGUGGUGUCAUUACUGAAGGCAGGUGCUGAUCCUAAUCUAGGACCAGAUGGAAAACCUCUGACUAUAGCUGCUGAAGUGGGGGUAAUACAAAUCAUUAAGCUGCUGCUUGAAGCUGGUGCUGAUCCAAAUGCUACACAAAUGCACGGACUAAAGUCAAUAGAAAUCACAGCUGUUAAAGAUAAUCGUCGAGGUGUUGAGAUUCUUUUUCCUGUGAGUUCUCCUAUUCCAUCAUAUGUUGACUGGAGCAUAGACGGAAUAAUGAAGCAUGUGAAAUCUGUGAAAUUUAUGGAAAAGCUAAUUUGUAAAGCUGAGGAGUAUUUUCUUGAGUUAAAAUCAAGGGGAACAAGUGCAUUUCAGAGGAAGGAGUAUUCGCGGGCAGUAUAUUGGUACUCAGAGGCCCUCAUAAAGAAACCUGCCGAUGCAGCUGUGUUAUCCAACAGGAGUCUCUGCUAUGUGUAUUUAAAUAAAGGAGAUUUUGCUUUGGAAGAUGCUACUAGAUGCAAGUUGGCAAGACCAGACUGGCCUAAGGCGCAUUAUAGAGCAGGCGUAGCACUCAAAAUGCUGAAUAGGCUUGAUGAUGCAGCAGAUGCUUUUUUCAAAGGUUUGAAACUGGAUCCUAAUAAUAAAGAGCUUGAAGAUGCAUUCAGGGGGGGUUUCUCUAGACAAGUUGAAGGCCAUCAAUGUCCCACUUUAGAUAGAGAGGGUGGUAAUAUGCCCGGCGUUUGGAUACCUUUUUGCGGUGGAAGUUUUUUGAUAGGUUCUGUAAAAAGUUAAAAAAAACUUGUUAAUGUGGCUCUUGAAAGUAUGUUAAAAAUCAGGUCUUCUGAAGCAUCCAGCUAGUCUUCUUACGCCUGUAUAGCAAACUUAUCAUGCUGUGAGGUUUAUUAGAAUCAGUUUUUUCCCUUUCUUAUUUCCGUCAACAAAAACUCAUAAAACUUGUGUAGGACUUUUCAAUGUUAUCUACAGCUUUAGAAGGUCAAUUUUCA